Molecule: messenger RNA, 3228 nt
Organism: Dermochelys coriacea (leatherback sea turtle)
Lineage: Eukaryota; Metazoa; Chordata; Testudines; Dermochelyidae
Gene: N4BP1
Product: NEDD4 binding protein 1
Biological process (GO): negative regulation of protein ubiquitination; negative regulation of proteasomal ubiquitin-dependent protein catabolic process
Cellular component (GO): nucleus; PML body
Molecular function (GO): RNA binding
Source: RefSeq, a predicted model, not a curated record
UACCUGUCCCGCCGUGAUGAGGGCAGCAGGGGUUUCCCCGCUGGUGUUGUUGUCCCUGGGGUCCGGAACUAUGGGAGGCAAUAGCGCAGGGUUCCCUGGCUGGCUCUGAUGGCGGCGCCUGGAGCGGCCGACGGCCCCGUGCCGGUGCUGGAUGAGUUCACGGCUCCGGCGGAGAAGAGCCGCUUCCUGGAGAAGAGUCGAGGCCGCAUUCAGAGCCUGUUCGGGGUGCGGCUCGCCGUGCUGGGGGCGCCGGGAGGCUGGUGCCCUUCGGGACAGACCCGCUCGGGCCCGGCCACUGACAGGAUCUGGCUGCGGCUCUGGGACAAGGAGACCGUGCGCAACGCCAAGGAGUAUAUUAAGGGACUCUGUGAACCUGAACUAGAAGAAAAGGAACAUUAUCCAAAGGACAUGCACUGCAUUUUUGUUGGAGCACAGAGCCUGUUUCUUAACUGUCUUAUUCAGGAUACCUGUGCUGAUAUAACAGUGCAGGAAAUAGGAUUACUUAGUAUUAAGGGUGGUGCAGAGGCUGUUGUGAUGGCUAGAAGUCAUAUUCAGCAGUUUGUGACGCUCUUUGAAAACAAUGAAGGCUUGUUAAGUGACAAGGAAUCGAACAUAAAAAAGCAGUUUAAACAAUUUGUGGAAGCACAUGCAGAUAAAUAUACAAUGGACUUGUUGAUCUUGCCUAGCUCACUUAAAAGAGAACUUCUGAAUCUUACACAAAGUGAUUGUUGUGAAGCAGAUGGCAAUAUUAUAGAUCUUACUACAGAUUCUGAAAGCACACCAGAGUUUUCACAGGACAAAACCCCAAAACUAACUGUAAUGAGUGGAGAUGGAAAAACAAUAGGGGAGGAAGCAAGAAAAAAAGCUGGAACCCCUGUAACAGAGCUUACAAAACAAAUGGACACGGUGUUUUCCAAUGCACCAGGAAGGUUUUUUGUUCCUAUAAAUGGUGUGACUCCACUUGAGGCAUCUGUUUCCAAAGAGAGACAGUCAUGUAAAAGGAGGUGUUCUGAUGCUGAGGAAAGGCUUCCUAAGAAACAGUUUUCAUUAGAAAGUGAUCAGGAGGUCAGGCCUACACCGUGCAGUAAAGAUCCAAAUAGGGGUGCAGUUAUUGAUCUGAUUUCUGAUAGCUGCAGUGAGUCGGAUGAUCCACACUUCUCUAUUACAGACUGUGAUGAAAUUAGUGAGGAAAUGGAAUACAAGAUUCUUGUAAACUUUUUCAGGACCAUGGGAUAUUCCCAAAAAAUUGUAGAGAAAGUUAUUAGUGAACUGGGACAAUCAAUGGAACCAUUAAUGCUCCUGGAAGCAAUAGAAAAGGAAAGUACAAAGCUUCAGAAGGAAAAGGAACAGUCACCGCAGAUAUCUCGAACCGUAAGUGUGCAUUCAGGUGAUAGUGCAGAUCUUUCACCAACUCUGAAAGAUAGAGGUUCUAUCAGUAAAAAUCAACUUAAACCCUGUCAUACUUUAAAGGAGACAAAAAAUGUAAAACAAAAAAGAUCGAAUUCCCCACAUGCACAGCUCCGGGCAGAAGACAAAAUGCAUGUGACAGACUGUAAAAAUAAAACUGCUCUUCCUUCCACUAAAAAGUCAGAGCAUUGUAAACAAGUACAUUUGAAUUCUUCUGAUCAGAGUCCCAGUUCCAGGACAAAUGAUGUAGAAACUGAUGGUCUAAUACCGUCUUUUAACACUGCGCAAGAAUUAAAGAAAUAUGGAGCACUAAAAGAUGUUGACUUUGUAGCAAGAGGGAGCUCAGACCAAGAGCAUGCAUCAGUUCAGACUGAAACUGUAGUUCAGCAUAAAUCUGCAGGGCCCUCAAAUAUGCAAAAUAAUCAACCUGUUCAUGUGGAGAGACUAGGACAUUGCAAUUCUUCCCAGUUUAGAUUCCUCCACCAACCGUCUUUUGAUAUCCCAAAACCUACUCAACGUCCUCUUCCAACUUCUGUGUUUCCGUCCCAACUGCAUGCUCCAAAUCUAGAGAGGAGGACAAUAGGACCAUACAGUCAUCAUACAGAUGCCUCAGUUACUGGGGUUCAAAGGUUUAUGGAUUCUCUGAAAAAGCCGUACAAUCUGGAGUUGAAAAAUGAACCUGGGAGAGCAUAUUUAAAACACAUCAUUAUAGAUGGAAGCAACGUUGCAAUUUCUCAUGGUCUACAGAAGUUCUUCUCCUGUCGAGGAAUUGCAGUAGCUGUUGAUUACUUUUGGAAACGUGGCCACAGAAAUAUUACUGUGUUUGUUCCACAGUGGAGAACAAAACGUGAUCCUAACAUCAAAGAGCAGCAUUUCUUAACACAGCUCCAGGAUGUUGGAAUAUUGUCUCUAACUCCUGCAAGGAUGGUAUUGGGAGCGAGAAUUGCUGCUCAUGAUGACAGAUUUUUGCUGCAUCUUGCUGAUAAAACUGGAGGCAUUAUUGUUACCAAUGAUAAUUUCAGAGAAUUUGUGACUGAAUCAUAUUCUUGGAGAGAGAUUAUUCAAAAAAGGUUGCUCCAAUACACAUUUGUUGGGGUAUUCAUGGUUCCUGAUGAUCCUUUGGGAAGAAAUGGACCUAGAUUAGAGGACUUCCUUCGGAGUGAAGGCUGUUUUAGAGAUUUUCCACCAGCACAAAUAACUCUACCGACUGGGGGAGUGCAUUCUUCUGGGACCUCACACUUCAUGCCAAUACCCAAGUCAUGCAGUAAUAAUAGACAACCUAUGAACCAAGUACAUGGUGGUCCUCCAUCUGCCAGGCUUCCAUUUGAACCAAACUUGCCUAACGUUCAGACUGGUCUAACAAUUCCACCACAAAGAUCUACGACAGAAACAAUACAACUAAGGGAAGCAUUGAUAAAAAUAUUUCCUGAUUCUGAGCAAAGACAGAAGAUUGAUCGAAUACUAGCUGAACAUCCAUUCAUGAGAGACCUUAAUGCACUAUCUGCCAUGGUGCUUGACUGAGUAUGAUACGGGGGUCUUACAUUGCAACUGAUCCACCUAAACUUUGAAUGUCAAUGUGAAGAAACAUGUUGCUCAGUGUCAUGUCACUUUAUGAAUAUUCAAAAAACAAUACUUUUAUUUGUAUAAAAAGAUAUGAACUAUUUUUUGUGCAUAUUCCUAGGGCUUUCAAACAUCAACCUUUUUUGGUAAAUUAAGUUAUGCUGCUAUUACAGAUUUGUAUUAACAUUUUCUGUGAAAGGAAACAAAACUUUGAUUCUGCCUCCUUGGAAUUGUUUAUUAAAGUAGUAGCAGUUCACUUUA